Salvelinus sp. IW2-2015 is the source of this 988-nucleotide messenger RNA. RefSeq names its product zinc finger protein 577-like. The record is from RefSeq and is a predicted model, not a curated record. Gene Ontology annotation, biological process: regulation of transcription by RNA polymerase II. Lineage: Eukaryota; Metazoa; Chordata; Actinopteri; Salmoniformes; Salmonidae. Gene Ontology annotation, molecular function: DNA-binding transcription factor activity, RNA polymerase II-specific; RNA polymerase II cis-regulatory region sequence-specific DNA binding.
AUGGCAUCAGUGAAGCUGGAAGACUGCAGUCAAACACUGGAGCUGAAUGCCAACAUUAAAGAUGAAGAAGAGGAGGAAAAGAUUGGGAAAUCUGUUUCUCAUGGCCGACUCAGAUUAAGUCUGAGGCCGGUAACAUCAACAGUGAGGGCAAACCCAGCCUGCCUCUCUCCUUCCACACUGAGUCCAACCCUAAACCUACAGUCACUGGGUCCUGAUUGUGACAGUGGAGCCCAGUUUGCACUGGAGGAGCCAGAGAUGGCAUCAGUGAAGCUGGAAGACUGUAGUCAAACACUGGAGCUGAAUGCCAACAUUAAAGAUGAAGAAGAGGAGGAGACGAUUGUUUCUCAUGGUCACAUUGAGACAUUCUCUACAUCCAGAGAGCAACAGCAGGAAGAUCACAGAGCUAAUAGGUCUCACCACUGCCCACAUUGUGAGGAGAUUUUCCCAUUUCUAUCAAAGCUAAAAAUACACCUAAAAAUACACACAGGAGAGAAGCCUUACUCCUGCUCUGACUGUGGGGGGAGAUUCUCUCGACGGAGCCACUUAAAAAGACACCAACAAAUACCACAGGAGAGAAGCCCUACUCUUGCUCUGACUGUGAAAAUGCUUCACAACAUCAUCUGACCUAACAGUUCACCAGAGAACACACACAGGAGAGAAGCCUUUUUCCUGCUCUGACUGUGGGGGGAGAUUCUCUCAACUGAGCAGUUUAAAAAAAACACCAACAUAUACACACAGGAGAGAGCCUUACUUCUGCUCUGACUGUGUGGAAGAGUUUCUCCCUAUUGGAUACCUUAAAAGCACACAUGAACGUAUACAUACAGGAGAAAAGCCUUACUCCUGCUCUGACUGUGGGAAGAGGUUCUCUCAACAGAGCAACUUAAAAAAAACACCAACGUUUACAUACAGGAGAAAAGCCUUAUUCCUGCUCGGACUGUGAAAAGAGUUUCUCCCAAUUGGAUAAGUUAAAUAGUCACCAGCGAAUACA